AUGGAGAACAAUAACACUAUUGAUAAUAAUACCGAUAACAACUUAUUAAAGGAAUCCAAAUCCGAUACGACCUUAUCAUCUAUAGAAACUACAAAAUCUUCUAAAAAUAUAAAACAAGAUGAAAAGUUAUUAAAGGAAACCAAAUUACUUAGAGACACAUUAGACUUACUUUGGAAUAAAAGUUUGGAACAACAUAAGAUUUGUGAUGAUUUACAACGUGAAAAUGAGCAUCUGCAAGAUUAUAUUAAUAAUUUAAUGAGUUCUAGUAAUGUAUUAGAGAAGUAA
Molecule: messenger RNA, 285 nt
Organism: Arxiozyma heterogenica
Lineage: Eukaryota; Fungi; Ascomycota; Saccharomycetes; Saccharomycetales; Saccharomycetaceae
Gene: SLO1
Product: Slo1p
Exons: 1
Coding region: 1-285 (94 amino acids)
Source: RefSeq, a predicted model, not a curated record